AUGGCGCAGUCCCACCCGACGAUUGUGGAGCUGGUUGAAAGCCUCGCAAAUAAGACCCUCCAAAAUGGCAGCGAUGAGGAGUUCCUGAGACUCAGGCAUAUCGAGUCAUCGUGUAGGCUUCUUCCUCGUAUCCUUGCCUCUGUACGACGGGCGUCGAAUUCUCGAAGGCCGGUUAACACCUUACCGCCGGAAAUCCUCCUCAGAAUUUUCGCCUUCAUCCCGCCGCCUCCGGAGCUCACAGUCUUCGAUACCAUCGAAGGAGUAUGCGGUCCAUUCGGCAUCCGGAAAGUCUGGGAGCUGCGCGCGAUCACCCAAGUCUGUUACAAGUGGCGAUCGUUGGCCCUGAAUGUUUCCGACUUGUGGUCGAGUGCCUUUCGUGUCCCGCACUGGGGCUCCAGGUGUGGUGACAUACCGAAUAAUGCCUGCCAUCAUCUCUAUCGUUGCGUAGCAGGGCCGAUUCACUUGUAUGCCGAAGAAGAUGGUCUUACCGGAGUCAACUGGCAGAAGCUCAGAGACGUCGACGCACCCCUAGACUUCGAGGACCGCGUGGAGGAGCUUCAUGUCCUCACCUUAGAUGGAUGGAGGAAGCACGGUUCCCUACCUACUUCUUUGUCAUCGCCUCGCAUGCGUGCCCUCCGGAAACUUGUGGUUCGGAGUUUGCACUUUGGCAACGCUGGAGCUACCAGCUGGGAGUGGCAAGGCCUUCAGUCGCUCUUUGCGGAACAAACCCCUCCUCUGAGGUCUCUGGCAAUAAUCGACUCGCCUUUCCUACCGCUCAACCCUCUCCCGACUCUCACGCAUCUCGUCCUAUUCUACCAAAUGAAGCGCGAGAUGCGUGACACAUGGUCCCUCCAUGACCUAAUGCACUUCCUAUCCGAUUCCCCUACUCUGGAGGAACUCAUCAUCUGCGGUAUUCCGUAUGACAGCGUCAGCGGCGGCCGGCUAUCUACAGCUCGUCUUGGCAACUUGCGGAAGCUAUCCAUUCGUGCAUGGGAUUAUCGCACGCCAGGAAGGCCAGGACUCCCACUCCUUCUUUUCUCGCAUCUCAUCAUCCCCCAGACAUGCUAUCUCCGCCUUGACGUCGGCUCGGUUGAGCAGCUUGCAGAGCUCACCUCGCAUCUGAGAACCCGCCUAUGGGACGUUCCCGUCUCCAAUGUUCAUUUUCUGCUGGGCGCAUCCCCAUACACCUUGUCCUCUCUCCAAGCUACCUUCCCGUCAUCUGGAGGUGGCAUACGCGUGGAUAUUCCAACGGUACAGGGCGUCGAUCCAAGCGACGAGCUUGCAGACGCCAUCUAUGCCUUCCUUACGACGCCUCCUUUCGCCGCGGCUGGAGCUCUUUGGCUUUCGGGCUUGGGUAUCGAUUCCGCAUGCCAAACCAGGACGACCAGUUCACUCCGCGCUUUCAGCGGUGUCAAGAAGCUAUACGUCGCGGCCGGUCUAAUGGGGGACCAGGAGGAGUUCGUCAAGUCCCUCGGUGAUCCAAUGUCUCUGCCCGACUCAGCGCAGCUCCUAUUCCCGAACCUGGACACUCUUUACGUCUUCGUUGACGACGAUUACGGCCUCGCGGUGGGAGAGCUUGCGGACAUGCUUCGCCGGCGAGUGGAGACAGGAUGCAAGGUCAAGCAUCUGCUGGUAGGAUGCGUGGGACCGGAAGAUGGCGGGCCGGCCUCUGCUUUACGGAAAGAGAUUGAGUCAUUGAUUGGGACGGUAGUCGAAGACGUGACUGUACUGGGCGAGGAUGGAUAUGGGCGAAUGUGCGGGCUGCGGACAGUUCUUCCUCUCAUUUGCACCGCCGCGGGUGGAGGUUUGGUCUGGGUACCGUGGACCGAAAACGAGACGACCUUUUCUCUCAUACAUACCAACUAA
Dichomitus squalens LYAD-421 SS1 is the source of this 1866-nucleotide messenger RNA. RefSeq lists its product as uncharacterized. The transcript has 2 exons. Gene Ontology annotation, molecular function: protein binding. Bases 1 to 1866 code for a protein of 621 amino acids. The record is from RefSeq and is a predicted model, not a curated record. NCBI's taxonomy places the organism in Eukaryota, Fungi, Basidiomycota, Agaricomycetes, Polyporales, Polyporaceae.